Molecule: messenger RNA, 628 nt
Organism: Sphaeroforma arctica JP610
Lineage: Eukaryota; Ichthyosporea; Ichthyophonida
Exons: 2
Coding region: 33-503 (156 amino acids)
Source: RefSeq, a predicted model, not a curated record
CAGGUGUCCCUAAAUUCCGUGCUCCUGGGUUUAUGCACGUCACAUACAAACACGUGGGCUCGGAGUAUGUUUUGGGUCAAAGAGGAGAGAUCAUGUACAACCCUACCUUCACCGAAAGGUUGUUCGAAAUCAGGGCUAAAAAUAGCGCCGGCCAACAUAGCUGCUUCAACUACCGUUCAGUUAUAGUACGGUGCAUCAGUGAAAUGAAGCGUCGGGCAAUCGCAGAGGAGGAAGCUAAGAAUGCAGCCAUAGAACAUGACAACGACAAAGUCAAAGAAAGCAAACGCGCGAACAAAAGACCGAAAAAAAAGGAAAAGAAGAAGAAAAAGAACACACCCUCGUACGACAUGGUCACAGCUAUACGCACCAUGACAACCGUAUUGCAGGCGCCAGCAGAGAUGUACGCUGUGGACGUGUCCAGAGACGAAGGUCAGGCAAUCAUGCAGAACACUUUCAGCAGCAGUGCGGGGGGUUUCUUCAACUUCAGCAGAGCCGCCAUAUAGUACGUGUGAAUUAAUAAAAAUGCAUAUACAGUGUACUCGGAGAGGCUGUGUGCACGGUAUCCUGCGGUUAAGGGGACGGUGUAUAUUCAGCUCAGAUGUGUAUCCGGUACAGUAUUGUUUUGCAC